CGGCAAACCAGAUUGCACCUUAACACCAUACUGCAGGACACAAUUACUGCGAACUACGAUCCGAGCGCGCUUGAGAUGUAUAAAGACAUAGAUAAUUCAACUACAAAAACGCUGAUUUUAAUUAUUAAGUCAAAGAAAACAAUCUCAAAAUGGUCUGGUCACGCGAGCUGCUGUGACCAUCGUAGAAUGUAUUGCUUCAUAGUCAUAGCCCGGCUCUAAUUCUGACGGAUUAGUGUCGGAGAGGCUUACACUUGGCGAGUAUCCUCUGUUCAGAUAAGUACAUAUCCGUGACUUUGUCGAGAUCGCAAACUUACAAUCCCGAUGUCAAUCUGGAUGGAUGAGUGGAACCUCGAACACUCGCACUCAUCGCGUGUGCGACUCCGCGCUGAGCGAUCGGCCUUUGUGACGAUGCAGAAGAAUGCACUCCUCAGAGGCUCAGCUCGCAAUAUUUGCGUCUUCUGCGAGCAUCGCCGCAUCGUCAUUUCAGAGCAGCGCAGACCCAUCACAUCUUCCACAACUCCCAAUAAUGGCGCUUCACACAACGUGGAUAUGGCGAAGUGGCAGUUGAAAUGUAGAUCACGACAGCUACAGCGCACUAGAGCUCAGUCUGCUAUGAUGCAGCACCAAGCACGAUGUUUUGGUGGUUUUGCAUUGUCUUCAGAGGAGCGAAAGUCACCUCUUGCCACACGCCAACAACCUGCUAUACAUCCUGCUCUGACCAAGACGCGCAAUACCAAUCAAGAAGAUCUGAAUGCACGCUCUGACCAACAACAGACGAGCUAUACUGGGCGCCCUUAUCGUGAGCUGCCUAGAUUCAGAGUACAACCCAAUAACACACAUCAUGCUCCUCGUAUACAAUCAAGGGCCCCAAUGCCUAUCAUACGUGAAGAGCGAGGACGCCUUCUGUCGUUGGACGAGCCAGUAAAAGAGCCUGUCCCUGUUAACUGGCAAGGUCUGCGGAAGAAACCGAGUCCAGAAGAUAUUUCCAAGCUACUUGAGAGCGCGGAAUCAAGACCUCCUGUGCUUAGAAGAGUUAUCCAAAAACAACCGAUCCGCGAUGUCAUGAGAAAUGCAGAGAGAUUCCGUCCAUCAUACACACCAUUCCUACCACAACGGAUACGAGAUCUGGGACGGCGAGACCCUGAACAGCGAGGAAGCGUAUUGGGCAGCGCCACAUCUGUUGAAGACCACUCUUUGGUCAAGGAGCCACCGUCUGGUAGCAUGGAAGGGUCAGUUGGUCUGACGCCAAAGAAGUCUAACUCAGAAUUCGUAACGUUCAGUCCGUUUUCAACUAGCGGUGCCGCUACCACAACGCAUAGAAGCAAAGAGGAUGGUAGAAUUGUUGAAGAAAAUGAACCCACAGGAGCAGUGGAGAGUUAUCGACAACGACGAGAACGACGACGUCUGGAGGCUGCCGGCGCUUUCAUGGAAGGAGAUACUUGGGCAAGAGAUUCUAGGAACACGAGACGCAAGGGUAGAAGGACCCAAAUAGAGCAUGAGCAAGAAGCAGAGGAUGAGGCACGAGCUCUACGCGAGGAAAGACGGAGGUCGAGGCAAGAAAAGAAAAUGACCAAGAAGGAAGCACCGAAACCGAUCAGUCUGCCAGAGUACAUCAGUGUUGUCAAUCUUGCUACAGCACUUCGGGUUCAUGUGGAUCGCCUCGUCACCAAAAUGGAAGAGCUUGGGUUCGAAGAUGUUCAGAAUUACCAUAUCCUCACGUCGGAAGACGCGUCACUCAUUGCAAUGGAAUACAACUUUCAACCACUCGUUGAGGAUGAGUUUGCUAGAGAUUUGCAAGCUUUGCCUGAACCCGAAGACAAGGCACAUCUCCCAGCACGACCCCCGAUAGUCACAAUCAUGGGACACGUUGAUCACGGCAAGACAACACUAUUGGACUAUCUGAGAAAGUCGGCGGUAGUAAAGAGCGAAUUCGGAGGGAUCACUCAACAUAUCGGUGCUUUUAGCGUGCCAUUGCCCUCGGGGAAAACCAUCACUUUCUUGGAUACGCCUGGACAUGCUGCAUUUUUAGAUAUGCGCCAACGUGGUGCCAAUGUGACUGAUAUUGUUGUCCUUGUUGUUGCGGCAGAUGAUAGUGUGAAGCCGCAGACCAUCGAAGCUAUCAAUCAUGCGCAGGGUGCAGGUGUGCCUAUGAUCGUUGCGAUCAAUAAGAUGGACAAGCAAGGAGCCGCCCCCGAAGUGGUCAAGCGAGAUCUCAUGGCGAAUGGAGUGGAAGUCGAGGACUUCGGUGGUGAUGUUCAAGCCAUCCAUGUCAGCGGCAAGACCGGUCAAGGGAUGGAGGAUCUCGAAGAGGCAAUUGUCACUUUGUCGGAAAUGCUCGAUCAUCGUGCGGAUCCUCAAAGGCAGGUCGAGGGAUGGGUGAUCGAAGCCGCAACGAAGACCUCUGGAAAGGUUGCUACUGUUCUCGUACGCCAAGGUACUCUUCGCAUCGGCGACGUCUUGGUUGCGGGUCAAACAUGGGCAAGGGUGCGAUCACUGAAGACAGAUGCUGGUAUCGUUGUUGAAUCGGCAGGGCCAGGUACCCCUGUUGAAGUCGGUGGUUGGCGCGAGCAACCCGAAGCUGGAGAUGAGGUGAUUCAAGCUUCAGAUGAACACAAGGCCACCAGUGUAGUUGAUUACCGUAUCGAGAAGGCUGAGCGUAUCAAACUCGCUGUAGAUAUGGAAGCCAUCAAUGAAGCUCGGCGAGCCGAAGCGGCUAAAAAAGCGACUGACGAAGAAGCCACUCGACGAGCUGAAGAGUAUCCAGACGGUGAGCCGGAGGAUGCUAAAACAGAAGAAAUAUCAACUGGUCCAACCAACGUACCGUUUAUUAUCAAAGCUGAUGUAUCCGGCUCUGCUGAAGCGAUUCUUAAUUCGGUUUCGGCCAUUGGAAAUGGUGAAGUCCAAGCGCAAGUACUCAGGACUGGUGUUGGUGCGGUAUCAGAGUUCGACAUCGAACACGCUGCAACUGCUGGCGGGUCUAUCAUCAAUUUCAACACCCAAACACCCGGUCACAUCGCCGCUCUUGCUGACGCAAACAAAGUGCGGAUACUGAAUCACAAUAUUAUCUACCGGCUAGUCGACGACGUGAAGAGCAUCGUUAGUGAGAAGCUCGCACCGAAGGUGACACAGCGCGUGACGGGCGAGGCGGAAAUUUUGCAGACUUUCAACUUCAAUAUCAGGGGUCGAAAGUUCAUACUGAUCGCUGGUUCGAGGGUUCGUACGGGUACACUGAAGAAAGAUGGCAAAGUCAGAGUUCUGCGCAACCAGGAAAUCAUCUACGACGGUACCAUUUCCUCGCUGAAGAGCCACAAAAAAGAUGUCCAGGAGAUUUCAAAGGGGACUGAAUGUGGUGUCUCUUUCGAAAAUUUCGAAGACUUCUUCGUUGGCGAUGUAAUCCAGCAUUAUGAGGAGAAGUCCGAGAAACGCUUGCUGUAGGCCUAUGUUUGGAUGGUCACAUGAUUGUAGGUACAUAUAAGCAUUGCGUGGCGUGCCCUGUCUAGCUCAUUGUAUCACACCACAUGUGCGGCCUCAGAAGAUUGAUGUUACUUUCCCCACUUCAUGUACAGUAUAUUAGACAAAGAUCAUGCGAAAGAGCUGAUAUACUCCAUAUAAGCACAGAGCCACAGAACUUUUAUCAAUAGUCAACAGUUCAUGUCUAUACGUCCUUCCGCAAUCCUGCUCCUGCCCAUAACACUGGCGCGAAGUGUUUCGGUAGGUUUGUCGUGAAGAGACUGAUCAGCCAUAUAGUUGCGAUGACAGGCACUGGUCCAAGGAGUAGUUCUGUGUGGUGGAGGAAGGGCAG
This is a messenger RNA of Pseudovirgaria hyperparasitica, 3802 nucleotides long. Its product is annotated as initiation factor 2. Lineage: Eukaryota; Fungi; Ascomycota; Dothideomycetes; Acrospermales; Acrospermaceae. The record is from RefSeq and is a predicted model, not a curated record. Gene Ontology annotation, biological process: translational initiation. Gene Ontology annotation, molecular function: translation initiation factor activity; GTP binding; GTPase activity. Bases 322 to 3435 code for a protein of 1037 amino acids. The transcript is spliced from 4 exons.